AAUAUUUUCAAUCAAUUUUGCUGACUCAAACUAAUGACAAAAACUUCGAAAUGUCAAGAUGAUGUGGAUAGACUUUUUCGCGGUUUAUUGUAAAUAUAAUUACGCGCAUGCGUAGAAGCUUUUUUAGUAUGAACACGCGUCGUCAGGGGACAUAAACGUGCAUCAAGCGCAAAGAGUUAGGUUACUGUUCAGUUGAUGCAUUUAAAAUUUCUAUAUUUUAAAUGUUUUUAGUAAGAAAAGCUCUUAAUCUUGAACGAAUUAAGCAAGUUUUUAAGUAAAAGAUUUAUAUCAACAAAUUAACAAUCACAAUGUCUAUCGGAGUGCCGAUAAAAGUGCUUCACGAAGCGGAGGGUCAUAUCGUAACCUGUGAAACAAACACCGGUGAAGUUUAUCGUGGAAAACUAAUAGAAGCUGAAGACAAUAUGAACUGCCAAAUGCAAAAUAUUACAGUAACUUAUAGAGACGGUCGAGAAGUAGAAUUAGAAAAUGUUUACAUCAGAGGAUCAAAGAUUAGGUUUCUCAUAUUACCAGAUAUGUUAAAAAAUGCACCGAUGUUUAAGAGACCUGGUGGUAAAGGUUCAGGAACUGCUGGUAGAGGAAAGUCAGCUAUUUUGCGUGCCCAAGCUCGUGGAAGAGGUAGAGGUCAGAAUCAAAGAGGUAGAGGUACCGGUUCAGCACCUUGGCUUAAUCAACAGAAUCAACCUGGAGGGUCUCAAGCAGGAAGAGGAAGAGGAUAAUGUUGUAAAUUAUAAGGAAUGUAAUGCUAAGAGAAUGAUGAUUAAGAUAAGUCUAUGACUGUAAUUUUUCACUGUUUAUAAAAGACUAAAUUUCAAUUUAUUGUAUUUGAAAGUAUUAAUAAACAAUGGAAUAUAUAUUUCAAA
Molecule: messenger RNA, 881 nt
Organism: Megachile rotundata (alfalfa leafcutting bee)
Lineage: Eukaryota; Metazoa; Arthropoda; Insecta; Hymenoptera; Megachilidae
Gene: SmD3
Product: small ribonucleoprotein particle protein SmD3
Biological process (GO): RNA processing; spliceosomal snRNP assembly
Cellular component (GO): spliceosomal complex
Molecular function (GO): RNA binding
Source: RefSeq, a predicted model, not a curated record